AUGCUUGUCUUGUCGGUAAUCACUUCAGUUCUUGGUUUAUGCUCAAGCUUCGCUCUUGGGUUUACCAAUCCAAUAAGAACAGGAAGUGACCCUCAUAUCGUCUAUCAAGAUGGAAUGUACUAUCUAACCUCGACAACAUGGACCAACGUCAGCAUCACCAAAGCCCCAACCAUCGAAGGCCUUAAGACCGCCGAGUCCCAACUCAUUUGGUCUGACAGGUCCAAUGCUACUAGAGCGUGCAACUUCUGGGCUCCUGAGAUGCACAAAGUUGGUGAUACCUGGUACGUGUACUUCUCAGCAAGUAUAUGUGACGAGGGCAAUUGGGGUGUUAUGCUGCCAACUUUGAGAGUAUACGUUCUUAAAGGUGGCAAGGAGAAUCCGUUGUCGGCGGAUUAUGAGAUGCUGGAUGCAAUCAUUCCUCCUAACUUCAAUGCUGGGAUGCUUGAUGCCACCAUCUUUGAGAUUGAAGGCACCGAGUAUUUCCUUUUCUCUUCCGUCGAAGGACCCAAGAGCCCUGAUGGUGCCUCUCUUUGGAUCGCCAAACUUCUAUCACCCACAACAUGCGGCAACGCCACAAUGAUCGCACACCCGGAAUUCGAGUGGGAGAAGUCCGAUUCGCCCGUUCUUGAAGGACCUUAUGGAAUUAUCUCCCCGGCUGGAACAACUUAUGUAGUCUACGCUGCUGACUCCUGCAACACACCCGCCUACAAACUUGGUGCCAUGAAAUUCACAAAAGGUUCUGAUCCGCUUAGCGCAGACUCUUGGACCAAGUUACCUGAUCCCAUCUUCGAGACGAAAAAUGGACUUUAUGGACCUGCGCAUAACGCAUUCUUCAAGAGUCCUGAUGGUACAGAGGAUUGGAAUGUCUUCCAUGCUAAUCUCAACGCGGAAGAUCGUUGUGGUCCCUCGAGAAAGACGCUUAUUCAACCGCUUAGUUGGAAGGGUGAUAUGAUUGAUCUGGGCGAGCCACUUCCUGUUGGCACAGAAAUCAAGGCCCCUUCUGGGGAGUGA
This is a messenger RNA of Fusarium fujikuroi IMI 58289, 1011 nucleotides long. Its product is annotated as related to alpha-L-arabinofuranosidase II precursor. Gene Ontology annotation, molecular function: hydrolase activity, hydrolyzing O-glycosyl compounds. NCBI's taxonomy places the organism in Eukaryota, Fungi, Ascomycota, Sordariomycetes, Hypocreales, Nectriaceae. Bases 1 to 1011 code for a protein of 336 amino acids. Gene Ontology annotation, biological process: carbohydrate metabolic process. The record is from RefSeq and is a predicted model, not a curated record. The transcript is spliced from 4 exons.